UUGAAACUUACCAAGUGUACACAAAUAUGAAUUAACAUCAACUUUUGUAUUGAUGAAGAACAGGGUGCGUCAGAAUUACUCAAAUUUUUCCCUUUUUUGAAUUUAUUGGGUAUAUGGAACAAAGAUUGGGCGCCUGUCCAACAGAAAUUUUGGUUCCAGUGAAUUAUCUAGAAUUUUUUUAUCCAGUUUCCUUCAAAAUGUCCUCACAAGAAUACCUAUGUGAUAUCAUGCCCUAUAGGUACCUAUGGGAAGUAGUGGUUUUCUUCUGCUGUCAUGCAGAGUGGUGGCUUCCUCACACUCCUACCAAAUGAGGUCGAGAAUUGGGUGGAGGAUUCUGUGUCUGACUUUAUCUGAUCAACUGAGCGUUUGAGUUCCCUCCUGAGGAGAUGAGCAGUGAGACUGAAGUUCCAGCAGAAAGCACAAACUGUCAUCUUUUGUUAGCAAUGAGAAAAGAAUAACAUUAAGCCAGCCAAUCAACUUAUGUUAGGUUGCUCACGUGACGCCGAUGCAGGAAGAGGGUCAACUCGUGGGUUCUCCCCAGAACCAAGCGCGGAUCUCCUUCAUCGGCUCUCCUCCCCCUGCUACUGUUGGUCUGCUAUGGCUGCGAAUGAUGGCGCUUCGAAAGAAGCCAAAGGUGGAUUUUAAGAGAAACCUAAAAGCUGUGUCUGGCAAAGAUCACCUGAUUCCAGCCAACAUGGAUAGAAGACCCACCUGUGACCAGUGUGGAAAGACUUUCACCGACAUGAGUAGCCUUAAGAGACACCUACGCAUCCACAGUGGAGAAAGACCACAUGAGUGUGACCAGUGUGGGAAGACUUUCACACAAAUAAGUCACCUUCAAGCACACCAACGCAUCCACACUGGAGAAAGACCGUAUGACUGCGACCAGUGUGGGAAGACUUUCACCCGAAUGAGUAACCUUAAGAUACACCUGCACAUCCACACUGGAGAAAGACCAUAUGACUGUUAUCAGUGUGGGAAGACUUUCACCCGAAUGACUAACCUUAAGAGACACCUACGCCUCCACAGUGGAGAAAGACCAUAUGACUGUGACCAGUGUGGGAAGACUUUCACCGACAUGAGUAGCUUUAAGAGACACCUACGCAUCCACAGAGGGGAAAGACCAUAUUUUUGUGACCAGUGUGGGAAGACUUUCACCCAAAUAAGUCACCUUCAGGCACACCAACACAUCCACAAUGGACAAAGACCAUAUGACUGUGACCAGUGUGGGAAGACUUUCACCACAGUGAAUGACCUUAAGACACACCUACGCAUCCACAGAGGAGAAAGACCAUAUUAUUGUGACCAGUGUGGGAAGACUUUUACCCAAAUAAGUCACCUUCAGGCACACCAACGCAUCCACAUUGGAGAAAGACCAUAUGUCUGUGACCAGUGUGGGAAGACUUUCACCCAAAUGAGUAACCUUCGGGUACACCAACACAUCCACAGUGGAGAAAGACCAUAUUACUGUGACCAGUGUGGGAAGACUUUCACCGACAUGAGUAGCCUUAAGAAACACCUACGCAUCCACAGUGGGAAAAGACCAUAUGACUGUGACCAGUGUGGGAAGACUUUCACCAGAAUGAAUGACCUUAAGACACACUUACGCAUCCACAGAGGAGAAAGACCAUAUUAUUGUGACCAGUGUGGGAAGACUUUCACUCAGAUAAGUCAUCUUCAGGCACACCAACGCAUCCACAAUGGAGAAAGACCCUAUGACUGUGACCAGUGUGGGAAGACUUUCACCCAAAUGAGUAACCUUAAGAGACACCUACGCAUUCACAGAAGAGAAAGACCAUAUUGUUGUGGCCAGUGUGGGAAGACUUUCACCAGAAUGAAUCACCUCAAGAGACAUCUAUGCAUCCACAGAGGAGAAAAACCUUAUGACUGUGACCAGUGUGGGAAGACAUUUACCCAGCUGUCUGCCCUUCAGACACACCAAUGCAUCCAUAGUGGAGAAAGACAAUAAAACUGUUACCAGUGUGGGAAGACUUUCAGAGUCUUGUCUCUACUAUUUUCUCACCUUCAUGUUCACCACAAGAACUUGAUGUACCCAUGUGAUAUGCACAACGAUACUCUGGUCAUCCAACUUUGUGUCUCCAACAAGUGUUACCAACAGACCCUUACUGGAGAGAACCCUUACCCGUGGAGUUUUUAUGACAGAUCUUUUAUCACAGGUUCACAAUGUAUCAAAUGCGAAUGUGUCAAAAAUUUCCACGAAGGACAAACACUGAGCAAUUGUAAGGCUCUAGAAACUAGUAGAAAUAAUCAAUGUCAUAACACACCAAAACAGUUUGAGUGUUACACAUGUGAAAAAAGAUUCUGGUCAUCCUCUGCUUCUCCUAUCAUCAGCACAGAUGUGAAUCAUCAACGUCUGGACCAAAAAGUACCUCAGCAUCAGAUGACAAGAAGAAACACAGUGUCUGAACCAGCAGCACUGACUUCUUUUGACUUCUAUUGAGUUUGUGGAUGUUUAAUCACUCACUUGUUGUGAUUCUGUAGCUGGCUGGGGUUCACAUCUGUUCAUUGUUCACUAAUGAAACCAGCUACUCCUGUAACAAUUUUCCACAGUUGUUGUGCAUUUUAAGUUCAUCCCCCAAAAUGUUCUACACUUUUUUUUUUAACCACCAACUGUGCAUGUGUGAAUUAAUUGUUUCAAAACCUGAAGUGGAAGAUGAUUUUAAUUUUAAUGUAGAUAAUUAAAUUAAAUUGUGAGUACAUUGUAUGAAUAUCUGCAGUAAUACACAAGGAGAUGCAUCAUGAAAAUAAAAAUGGUAUAAUUUUUCCUCAAACAAACUGUAAUUUUAAUUAAUGAUAAAAAGUAGAUCUGUUUUCCUAAGAAUUACACAGUUUAUAGUGUACCUGGUUACCUUUGACAAUAGCUGUGCAAUAAGAUCAAAAAUGUUUUCGCAAUACGCAGUUUCAUAUCCUUAGGAAACAUAAUUGUCAGGAUUAAUGUCAUUUUUUUUUCCAAUUUAAAGAUAGGUUUUUGGUUCUAAAAGACUUAAGAAGAAAAAAACACAGUAAAAGUCAUAUAAGAUAUCAUAAGGAGAGAUGCAUCAUUAUCAGAAAACACUGUCUGAAGAUCCUCUCAGCCCAUUAUUUGGUAACACAUUUUGGAUGUUUAUAAAAUGUCAGUGGUUGAUUUUAAUCUGUUUUGUUUACAUUUACAAUUGAAUUUAUACUCAUUCAAAGAUGAUGUUAUUUAAUGCUUGAAAAUAGUCAAAUUAUGCUCUUUUUGUCUAUGAAAUUAAGCUUUGUUUUGUCUCCAUGGCACAUAAGAGGUAAUACAUAAAGGUUAGACAGAAAAUAAUUUAAAAAAUCACAUCGGUAUCGUCACAAUGGUUAUCUGUCAGCCCAUACUUUUACAGUUGCUGUGGUCUUGGAUUUUGUGAUUUGCUGCUAAUUUUGUUCAUUUUUAUACAUCGAGAAAAUUAGUGUUAAUUUUGUUAACCAAAUUACAUACGAUUUAGAUUAAUAAAUUGAGUUCAGUCAGGUCUUGUAUAAAAAGAUGGAAACACUUAAACAACUGUGAACAAAAUAAACCCUAAGGCCUAAAGAUAAAAUGUAAGUCAUGAUAAAUAAAUAUAAAAAUAUAUAAAAUAUAAAACUAUAUCAUGAUAACGAUGAUUUUUUUUGUCGUCCAUAUUUAUUGUACUUAGUUGAAUUUACAGUUAAUGUUUUGGACUUUUCUUUGUAUUAACCUACUUAUUUAACAGUAUAAAUUACUCAAAAUCGACUAUAAUUGUCUGUACAUAUACUAGGAAAACACUUAAUAAUUAGGCAACUGUAAAAUGAAGUGUUACCCACAUCUUGGAGUUAAAAACUGUGGAAGUAAAUGACUGAAUUGUCGACUGUUUUUCUGAACCCUGGGAUAAAUAAAGUCGUCAUCUGGGUUGGAUAGCGGACUCCGACAUCCAGUUCCGGCUCUGGUUCUGUUUGUCUUUGGUUCACACACACCCUUUAACUCCUGACGUAUCAGUGGUGAGCGUUCUGAAUGUAUGAUUUAUUUUAAAUAUUCAUAAAAAAUGUAACCAUUCGCCUCAUAAGAAAAAUUUCUUAACAUGCUCUGGUAAAUGUUCAUUCUGUCUUCAAAGUAUAAAGGUGAAAAUAAUUCAUUUAACAGACAGGAGCAAGUUCCCCUGCUUGACUAGUUUCAGCUACUUCCUGUGGCCUUCGUCAGAAGCGUCACAUGAUGUUUCUGUGACGUGUCUUAUAGGCUGCUCAGGAGGGUUUGUCAGACAGCAGGGAAGCCAGCGCCCCCUGCUGUCUGACGCCUACUCCAGGCCCACAUCCCAGGUGUGAGAUAAGGUGUAUGCGCCGUCAUACUCACAAAUAUGUAUUUUUUUUUUCCCAACUGAAACUUAAAAACUUGAAAUUACCAUAAAAUAUCUGGAAAACAGUUCAUUCAACAAAAAAAAAUCAUAAAUAGCAUUGCCAAAUCUCUAACCCAUAUUUGUAAUUUAUCAUUCCAAUCUGGUUGUUUCCCAAAUAAAAUGAAAAUAGCAAAGGUCAUUCCAUUACACAAAAAUGAGAGUAAACACAUCUACACAAAUUACAGACCCUACUACUACAAUUUUCCAAAAUCUUAGAAAAACUAUUUAGAUCUUGACUAGAAAAGUUUCUUGACAAACAUCUUAUGAUAAAUCUGGGUCAAUACGGUUUUAAAACAAAAACUGCCACCGCAAUGGUAAUAACUGAUGCAAUAGAAGAAAUCACUAACGCACUGGGUCAAAAAAACACAUACAAUUGGAAUUUUUAUUGAUCUCAAAAAAGCAGUUGACACAGUCAUUCAAUCCUACUCAAUAAACUUCAAUUAUAUGGUAUCAGGGGGGUUGCUGAGGAGUGGCUUAGAAGCUACCUAACAGAAAGGGUGCAGUAUGUAAAAAUGGGACAAUACUCAUCUGGAUAUCUUGGCAUUUCUUGUGGUAUCCCCCAAGGGUCUGUUCUGGGACCCAAACUAUUCAACGUUUAUAUUGAUGACAUUUAAUGAAUCUGAAUUGCUUAAACUCAUAGUCUUUGCAGACAAUACUAACAUAUUCUUCAGUGGUGAUAAUCAUAAUGAAUUUGUAACCACAGUCAAUGAGGAAUUAAGUAAACUGAAAAAGUGGAUUGAUAAUAAUAAAUUGUCAUUAAAUUUAAAUAAGACUAAGGCAAUGAUGUUUGGUAACUCUAAAACCAGCUCAGAACUACAGAUAAUGAUUGAUGGAAUUCAAAUUGACAAUAUAAAUGAAAACAAAUUUUUAGGAGUUAUAAUAGCAAAUUGUCAUGGAAAGCCCACGUCAGACACAUAAAAACAAAAAUCUCUCAAAAGCCAUUCAAUCAUAAAUAAAGUGAAAACAUACCUUGAUGAAAAUGCACUCUGUACUUUAUACUGCUCCUUGGUCCUCCCAUACUUCACAUAUUGUAUUGAGGUGUGGGGAAACGGUUACCAAUGCACCAUUAAUCCAGUAGUCAUAUUACAGAAACAAGCAGUACAGAUCAUACAUAAGGUUGGAUUUCUAGAACACACUCAUAAUCUCUUUAUUCAGUCAAAACUAUUAAUCCAUGAUCUUGUAAAAUA
Molecule: messenger RNA, 5563 nt
Organism: Sphaeramia orbicularis (orbiculate cardinalfish)
Lineage: Eukaryota; Metazoa; Chordata; Actinopteri; Kurtiformes; Apogonidae
Product: zinc finger protein 658B-like
Exons: 3
Coding region: 506-1969 (487 amino acids)
Biological process (GO): regulation of transcription by RNA polymerase II
Cellular component (GO): PcG protein complex; transcription regulator complex; chromatin
Molecular function (GO): RNA polymerase II cis-regulatory region sequence-specific DNA binding; DNA-binding transcription factor activity, RNA polymerase II-specific
Source: RefSeq, a predicted model, not a curated record